Molecule: messenger RNA, 5551 nt
Organism: Crotalus tigris (Tiger rattlesnake)
Lineage: Eukaryota; Metazoa; Chordata; Lepidosauria; Squamata; Viperidae
Gene: IL16
Product: interleukin 16
Exons: 21
Coding region: 702-4961 (1419 amino acids)
Biological process (GO): leukocyte chemotaxis; induction of positive chemotaxis
Molecular function (GO): CD4 receptor binding; cytokine activity
Source: RefSeq, a predicted model, not a curated record
UUGCAGACACCCCUGAUGUGAAUGAAGAAAGAAGAAAAUAACGAUGGCCAAACAAGAAACGUGCAACCGACGUGUCACAACUUGGGCACUGUGCCCGCCUCGGAGGCUACAUCUAAAUGGAAAAAAAAAACAACAAAAACAGCAGACCAUACAGCCCUGGUUGGCUCCAUCUCGGUUCAGCCCCGGCUGAGGACGUGGUGGGAAACCAGCACAGUCACUCCCUUUCGUUCCUAGUCACUUGCUGAAAACUGGCAGCCAGCAGAAGCGGUCUUGGGGAAGGAAGGACUGUCUCCGCGGGCAAUCUGUGCGCCCUUGAUUUAUAAUCAAGAAAUAUGCAGCCGAUCACUCCCGGCAAGGGGGGGGGAAUAGCAUCUGGAGGGGAUACCUUGAAGAGCCCGCAUUGCUCAGAGCCAGGCUUAUUAUGAUGACUGCUUCUUUUGCAGUCCAGAAACAAUAGCUGGGCUCUCGAGGAGUCUAUAUACCCUGUAGAGAAUUACUGAAAUAAAGUCAUGUGACGGUCGGAGGGUGUGUUUCCAAUUAUUGCACUUGAGUCUUCCUGCCAGGCCGGCGAAGACAAACAGCCUUCUGAAGGAGUCUGUGAUUUUUUUUUUUGUUUGUUUCCAGCUUUGUUCUGCAGACACUGGAGGAAGUGAAAUUAACCGGCAUGACCAAUUGACCACCGAUUCCUGGGUCUCCCAACGAUGGAACGGCACAAUAGCACCAAAGGGCGGAAAUCCAAAACGUUGCGCUCCAUUUCCCGGUCGCUCAUCCUCUGCAAUGGUAGGACCAGCGAUGAUGGCUCAAGCCCGGAUGACAAAUAUGCCAACCCCUUUGAGAGCCAAGGCAGCUGGAGUCACAAAGAACCAUGCCCUCCACUUCAGCUGGCGUGCUCCUCGCCUAGCCAGGACGCCACGUCCGAUCCUCUUACGAUUGCCAGCAUGGUGCAGCUGAGGACCAAUGCCAGCGACAGCUGUAAGAAUAUGAAGAGGAAGUUCUUUAUCAAGGACAGCUGCAUCUGGAAGCUCUGCAUUGCCACUGGGAACGAGGGGCUGGGAAUCCAAGUCUGCAGGACUUCCAGUGGCUCUGCUUUUGGUAAAGAGUUCAUGGUCAGCCACGUGAUUGACGGGGGAGCUGCUCAGAGGGAUGGUCGUUUAAGCCCUGGUGAUGAGCUCUUAACAGUCAAUGGGCAACCUCUUAAAGAGCUUUGCAGCAAAGAGGCCGAAUCGCUCAUCCAGUCUGCCAGAGGCUUGGUUAAUUUAGUGAUUGCUAAUAAGGAAUCGUCCGGUGGCCCUCAUAAGGAGCAGCCAACUAAACAUGACCUGCCAAAUGGAUCCAUUCUGCAGACGAAAGCCAAAUGCCAGCGGACGCGCAGCAAUUCAGCCAGUGCUAGUCCAUACUGGAUAGGAGACGUUGAUUGUUCUGUGGUCAAGAAGUCAGCCUCUCGGUACAGACAGUCCCUUUAUAGCAACCGAAAGUCAUUCUCUCAACAGCUGGAGAAUGCAGCAGAAAAAGCAGCUGUCAAGCCUCUCUCCAGAUCAUCUCGCUCACUAAGUACCGCCCACCUCAUGUCCACAUCUUCAGGUUUACAGGCCUCUAUGAUAUCCAACAUUGUUCUAAUGAAAGGGCAAGGGAAGGGAUUGGGUUUCAGCAUUGUGGGUGGCCAAGACAGCAUUUAUGGCCCCAUUGGCAUCUAUGUGAAGACAAUCUUUCCUGGCGGAGCAGCUGCUGCUGAUGGCCGGUUGCAGGAAGGAGAUGAAAUCCUGGAAUUGAAUGGAGAAUCAAUGCAUGGACUCACACACCAUGAAGCUUUGCAGAAAUUUAAGCAGGCCAAGAAGGGUCUCCUCACACUCACCGUUCGAACAAGCUUCAGCACUCCAUCUUCGGCCACCAGCUAUUUAUCGUCUCAUCUUUGUCGUUCUCUAAGUACCAGCAUGUGCAUCACCAAGGAGAACAGCUCCUUUGGGCCAGAAAGCCCAGCGUUUCCUCUGAGUACCAUGAACCCGGAUGACAGGAUCAUGAUGGAAGUUUCCUUAAAUAAAGAGGCUGGUGUGGGCCUCGGCAUUGGCUUGUGCAGCAUCCCUUACUCCCGGUACAUUUCAGGGAUAUUCAUCCACACUCUUUCGCCUGGGUCUGUGGCUCACAUGGAUGGGAGGCUCAGAGGUGGAGAUGAAAUAGUGGAAAUCAACGAGGCAUCAGUUCAAACAAUGACCCUUAGCGAAGUUCAUGCUGUCCUAAGCCACUGCAAUCCUGGCAUUGUGCAAAUUAUCAUUAGCAGGCAUCCUGAACCACAGGUUUCUGAACAGCAGCUAAAGGAUGCUGUUUCCAAUGCUAUGGAAAGCAACAAGUUUGAAAGAGACAGAUUCCACUGGAAUGCAGAAGGGGGCAGCUGGCUUAAGAAAGCUCCCUGUGAAAAAUACUUGGAGAAGAAUGAUGCCCACCUCAACCAUCCUUCUCAAAAGCCAAUGAUCCGUUCCAGCAGUGAUAGCAGUUACAACCCCAGGUCCUCUUGUGGAAAUGGCCUGCUUUAUCAGUUGACCAACGGCCACGGAAAAGACCAUCAUCUGGAUGUAGCGAUUACACAGCCACCAGGCUCCCGACAUUCGUUUUGUGAAAUGAGUUUACGAAAUGAGUCUUCCCGGUCAGGAUCUCAAGAUGUCAACCCCCUUUCACCCCAUGCUGCUAAAAAAUGCACCGAGAUCCUGGUUAGAAAACCCCGGUCCAUCAAACCCAAACCCCCACCAAGGAAGUAUUUCAAACAGGAUUGCCCUGAUAAUGAGCAAAUGAUCAGAGAGAUGAAAGACAGGCCCACUCUGCCUGAGAGUGAAGUCCCACCAUCUUCAAACACUCAGGAAGUUGGGGACCUGCUGUGGCUGAGAAAUAAGACGGUUGUAACGCACGGCGCAUUUGCAAGUUCUUUAGCUCCACGAGCUGCAGAACAGCUGAAGGUGUCCUUGGGAGCUGCAGAUCAGGAAAAGAAAAACAACAAAGGGAAGACAGACUCAUCUACAAGGCCUGCCCUCAGAAGACAAGCCAGGGUGGAUUAUAGCCUGGAGACGACAACCGAAGAUCCUGGGGUGAGAAUUUCCGACUGCAUCAAAAGCUUGUUUAACCCCAGCAUGGCUGAAGGAAGGUGCAGCUUAAACAUGCCUCAUGGCAUCGAGAGCAAAGAUGGUGAGCCAGCCUUGCAUCGCUCAGGAGAAGCCCUGAAGCCAUCAGACACCGAGGAGAGUGAUCCCAAAGCCUCUUUCAUGUCAGAGGAAGGUGACUUUGUGAAGAAAGGUCCACCUGUAGCGCCCAAACCAGCUUGGUUCCGCCAGAGCCUUAAAGGACUCAAGAAAGGAAGUUCAGAUGCAAAACCUCUCCGAAGCAGCAGCACUGAGCAUCAGAGCCUAUCUGACAAUGAGCUGGGCUGCGUUACCAAGAUCAUCCGGACAUCCCCUAGACCUAGAGGAUCGUCAAUAAAGCAGAGAAUAAGCUCUUUUGAAAAUCUGGGCACUCCUCAGUCUCCUGAUAAGGGAACUCGGAAGUUGAGUCCAAAGCUGCUCACUCCAAAAGAGCAAGCUUCGAGUGGGCAGGCUUGCAAAUCUGCUACAUUUGAUCCUCAGCCAGCAUCCACCAGUAACACUGACCACCGAGGCGCUGAGAGCAGUUCCUUGCCCUCCUCUCUAGAAGAAAGUCAGACCAACGUGUCUUCUUCUUCCUCUGUGGAUCACGGUGCUUCGCUUUCAAAGAUGAACGACAGCACCCCUCUUGACUCAUUUCUGAAUCUUCCAGCCUCACAAAAUGCGGAACUUGACCCGCCAGUCACAAAAGCACCCAGCCAACGAGCGCACAGCUUUCCACUCACUUCAGCUCAGAGCUAUGAGAUGUUGAAAACCAGCGCCGAGGGGGAAAAAUGCAGCAAAAUCUAUUCCAUUAGCAACCACUUCUCGUCAGCUUUGAUGAAAUCGUUAGACGGCUUUCCUUCUCAGUCUCCUCGCUGUAGUAGGAAGAGCCCUGGAGCCGCCAACGGAGGGGUUUCCGAAUCUUGCGCGGAAGAAGACAAGAUUGCUUCCCCUCAAGGAAGAGAAGUUCAGUCUCUGGACACUGGCUAUUCUCUUAAUCUUUCUGAGUUGAGAGACUAUAGAGCAAAUCAGCCGGACAGAGAGAAGAGAGAAGAUAAGAAGAAAUCCUGUCCAUCUCCAACCCUGGGCACCUCCGGGCAAGCUGUCAUCUCUCUCCUUACUCCUGAAGAACUGGAGAAGCUUCUGGAGGAGGUGAAAGCUUUGGAUGAAGCAACGCUAAAGCAACUCAGUGACAUUCAUGUGACGAUUCUCCAUAAAGAAGAAGGGAUUGGCCUUGGGUUUAGCUUGGCUGGUGGAAUAGACCUUGAAAACAAAACUGUUGUCGUUCACAAAGUCUUUCCCAGUGGUCUAGCAACUCAGGAAGGAACCAUCCAAAAAGGGGAUGAAGUCUUGUCGAUCAACGGGAAAUCUCUUAAGGGUGCCACUCACACCGAAGCCCUGGAGAUCUUGCGAAAAGCACGGCACCUCGGGCUGGCAGUGAUUGUCACCCGAAAACCCAAAGAGAGACAAUGGAGCACCAGUGGGCCCCUUCAGUCCUCAGCAUCGACAGGACGCGAAAUGUCCAUGGAUUCCACACCAGAAGAUUUGAUCUUCACAGUUACCCUGGAGAAGACAUCUGCAAGUUUAGGUUUCAGUCUGGAAGGAGGAAAAGGCUCCAUUCAUGGAGAUAAACCAAUCACCAUCAGUCGGCUUUUUAAAGGCGUGACACCCCAACACAACCCCCCUAUUCAGCCUGGAGAUGAGUUGCUGCAGGUGCACACCCAUCUGAUGCAAGGACUCACUCGCUUUGAAGCUUGGAAUAUCAUCCGGACCUUGCCAGAUGGAUUUAUUACUGCCACCAUCCGGAGGAAGAAUUCAGUGGCUGGAACAGCUUCCUCUCUCCAUGGAGAGGAAUAGUGACCAUCACAGUGACGGUCACAGUGCUCAAAGAGAUCUGGAACUGCUGUGACCCAAACUAGAGACUCAUGCCUUGCCUGUAUCACUUACUCUGCAGCUGAUUCAACUGCCUGUGUUCUUUGCUUGCCAAGGGAAUGCCAGGAAAGGCAGAGACAAAGAGGCCAACGUAAACAGCUCGCUUGUUUGUGUUUGCAGUGUUAUUAAAAGUUCCCGUGGUGAGCUGUGCCCGAAUUAAUCAAGGAUUUUCCCAAAGCAAAAGGGCAGAACCCUGAAAGAAGAUUUGAUGGCAAAGGAGAUAGCGAGUUUAAUUAACUGGGCCUUGAUUGCCUAACAAGCAUUAAAGCGGAUGCAGGAGCUCAGCCCGUGGAGAUCCACUGCAGGACCUGCAGCUUCCUUUGAUGCAACAUGGAGGGUGUAUCUUGACCAUUCCUGGAAUACAGUGUGUAAAAGUGUGUGUGUGUACAUUUCCAUCCCUGGGAAAGCACCUCUCUCUCACUUUGGACUGGCUGUAGAUUGUCCAUUGCUGGAUCAGGAAAGCCUGAUUUAGCUACAUUUUUACCUGUUCCUCUAAUAAAGUAUUGUUCUUUUAA